AUGUGGCAGGGCCACAGAGGUAUGGUUAUCUGUCCAGAACAGAGAACACGGCGAUCAAAUCGACUGGUGUCAUUAGAUUUCCGCAUCACGAACUGCCCAGCUCUGCCCUCCGCCACUCCUUUUCCACCCACGCCUGCGACAAUUGCCCUUUAUCUGGCAGCCCAAUACGCAAAAACCGGACGUCACGACACCACAUCCACCGCCGCCAGCAUGUUCAGCGUUGACUGGAAGGGGCUCGCGCUGCCCUUUGCGUACCUGAUGGUUCUGAGCGGCGCGCUCAUGACCUUUUCCACCAUCUACCGCAAGCGCAAGGCUGCCGAGAGCCAAAACCUCGCCCCUUGGUUCGGCCCCAACCUCCAGCGCAACGUCUACCUGUCGCUCCUCCACAUGGAGCCCGAGGAGGGCAAGGAGGGCCCCGCGGUGCCCGACAGCGUGCUCAAGGCCGCGCUGCUGCGCCGCGCCGUCGAGGACAUCCAGCGCCUGAUCCAGAUCAAGACGGCCAAGCAGGCGUGCAGCUCGCUGCUGCAGCGCGGCAGCGUGGGCGACGACCUGUGGCAGCGAUUCCAGCGCGCCGAGCGCGAGAUGGAGGAGGAGCUCCGUGAUGUCGUCACCGAGGCCAACGCCCUCGCGCCCAACUGGGGACCGACCAUUUUCCAGUCCGCCCACGAAAUCGCCAGCAACACCAAGCUCCGCGAGAGCCUCGCCGAGGUCGAGGCCCAGACCGAGUCCGAGAAGCAGUGGUGGGAGAAGCGCCGCGGCCAGAUCCAGACCGCCUUCAUCCAGGAGCUCGACCACGAGGCCACGGCCGCCGCCGCCGACAAGACGACCAAGGGUAGCAGCGCCGUCAGCGAGGACGACGCCGUGCUGGUGGACACGCCGAGCAAGGGCAAGAACUAG
Messenger RNA from Akanthomyces muscarius, 897 nucleotides. RefSeq lists its product as uncharacterized. Gene Ontology annotation, cellular component: Sec62/Sec63 complex. The coding region runs from base 1 to 897 and encodes 298 amino acids. The record is from RefSeq and is a predicted model, not a curated record. Gene Ontology annotation, biological process: post-translational protein targeting to membrane, translocation. NCBI's taxonomy places the organism in Eukaryota, Fungi, Ascomycota, Sordariomycetes, Hypocreales, Cordycipitaceae. The transcript is spliced from 5 exons.